This is a messenger RNA of Rattus rattus (black rat), 2203 nucleotides long. It is a transcript of the gene Traf3, whose product is annotated as TNF receptor associated factor 3. The transcript is spliced from 10 exons. Gene Ontology annotation, biological process: regulation of apoptotic process; innate immune response; positive regulation of JNK cascade. Gene Ontology annotation, cellular component: plasma membrane signaling receptor complex. The coding region runs from base 1 to 1704 and encodes 567 amino acids. Gene Ontology annotation, molecular function: zinc ion binding; tumor necrosis factor receptor binding. Lineage: Eukaryota; Metazoa; Chordata; Mammalia; Rodentia; Muridae. The record is from RefSeq and is a predicted model, not a curated record.
AUGGAGCCAAGCAAGAAGAUGGAUGCUGCUGGCGCACUGCAGCCCAACCCACCCCUCAAGCUGCAGCCUGACCGCGGCGCAGGGUCAGUGCUCGUGCCGGAGCAAGGAGGCUACAAGGAGAAGUUCGUUAAGACAGUGGAGGACAAGUACAAGUGCGAGAAGUGCCGCCUGGUGCUGUGCAACCCGAAGCAGACGGAGUGUGGGCACCGCUUCUGUGAGAGCUGCAUGGCCGCCCUGCUGAGCUCCUCAAGUCCAAAAUGCACAGCCUGCCAAGAAAGCAUCAUCAAAGACAAGGUAUUCAAGGACAAUUGCUGCAAGCGAGAGAUCCUGGCCCUCCAGAUCUACUGUCGGAACGAAGGCAGAGGCUGCGUGGAGCAGCUGACUCUGGGACAUCUGCUGGUGCACCUGAAAAACGAGUGUCAGUUUGAGGAGCUCCCCUGCCUGCGUGCCGACUGCAAAGAGAAAGUACUGAGGAGAGACUUGCGGGAUCACGUGGAAAAGGCCUGUAAAUACCGCGAGGCCACGUGCGCCCACUGCAAGAGCCAAGUCCCCAUGAUCACACUGCAGAAACAUGAAGACACGGAUUGUCCCUGUGUGGUGGUGUCCUGCCCUCAUAAGUGCAGCGUUCAGACUCUUCUGAGGAGUGAGUUGAGUGCACACUUGUCCGAGUGUGUCAAUGCCCCCAGCACCUGUAGUUUUAAGCGCUAUGGCUGCGUUUUUCAGGGUACAAACCAGCAGAUCAAGGCCCACGAGGCCAGCUCGGCGGUGCAGCACGUGAACCUGCUAAAGGAGUGGAGCAGCUCCCUGGAGAAGAAGGUUUCCUUGCUGCAGAAUGAAAGUGUUGAGAAAAACAAGAGCAUACAAAGUCUGCACAACCAGAUUUGCAGCUUUGAGAUUGAAAUCGAGAGACAAAAGGAGAUGCUUCGAAACAAUGAGUCCAAAAUCCUUCAUUUGCAGCGAGUAAUAGACAGCCAAGCAGAGAAACUGAAAGAACUCGACAAGGAGAUCCGUCCCUUCCGGCAGAACUGGGAGGAAGCAGACAGCAUGAAGAGCAGUGUGGAAUCCCUCCAGAACCGUGUGACUGAGCUAGAAAGCGUAGACAAAAGUGCAGGGCAGGCAGCUCGCAACACAGGCUUGCUGGAGUCCCAGCUGAGCCGGCAUGACCAGAUGCUGAGUGUCCACGACAUCCGCUUGGCCGACAUGGACCUGCGCUUCCAGGUCCUCGAGACCGCCAGCUACAACGGUGUGCUGAUCUGGAAGAUCCGUGACUACAAGCGCCGGAAGCAGGAGGCUGUCAUGGGGAAGACCCUGUCUCUCUACAGCCAGCCUUUCUACACAGGUUAUUUUGGCUAUAAGAUGUGCGCCCGGGUCUACCUGAACGGGGACGGAAUGGGGAAAGGGACACACUUGUCGCUGUUUUUUGUCAUUAUGCGCGGAGAAUAUGAUGCUCUGUUGCCGUGGCCAUUCAAGCAGAAAGUGACACUUAUGCUGAUGGAUCAGGGGUCCUCUCGACGCCAUCUGGGAGAUGCGUUCAAGCCUGAUCCCAACAGCAGCAGCUUCAAGAAGCCCACGGGAGAGAUGAACAUCGCCUCUGGCUGCCCAGUCUUUGUCGCCCAAACUGUUCUCGAGAACGGGACGUACAUUAAAGAUGAUACAAUUUUUAUUAAAGUCAUAGUGGAUACCUCGGAUCUGCCUGACCCCUGACAAGAAACCAGGGAGGUGGAGUCAGCAGAAGGUAACUCCUCUGGGGGGUUGAACCGGUCUGUCUUCACGAAGGUCCUCGCCCUCAGAAAGGACCUUGUGGGACAGAGGAAGCAGCCGGAGGAGGAGGUCGAGUGGCUGGCAGGAGGAGCCACAUGUGAAAACAGACCCCAACGGAUUUUCUAAUAGACUAGCCACACUCACUCUGAAGAAUUAUUUAUCCAUCAACAAGAUAAAUAUUGCUGUCAGAGAAGGUUUUCAUUUUCAUUUAAAAGAUCUAGUUAAUUAAGGUGGAAACAUAUAUGCUAAAAAGAAACAUGAUUUUUCUUCCUUAACUUAAACACCAAAAAAGAAAACACAUGUGGAGGUAGCUGGAUGGGUCAGCAUGUUAACUUACAAGGAGAACUUAUGAAAUAAUAAUACAGUUCUGAUAUAUUCAUCCUAAAAUUCAAGAGUGCAAUCUUGUUUCAAAUAUAGUAUAUUGUCUAUUUUUAAGGCCUCA